CAAAGAGAGAGAAAGUAAUCUCUUUCAUUUCGUCUUCAUCAUACUUCAUUAAUUUUGCAUUAGUACAAAAAACUGUUGGACUGUUGGUUUGUCCAAAAGGAGAAUCAAAUACUUUGCCUUUUUGUCCUUUCUCUCACCUUUUUUCUAUAUUUUUCCUUUUCUCGGCAUUGUAACGUGUAACAAACUGCACAAUAUCGAUGAAACAUUACUACAUUUCUGGCACUCUGCUUCCUUAAAUCACACUAAUGUAUCUCAGUAAAACCGCACUCACUUAACCCAUUGUUUUGUUGCCUUUUUUUUUGAACCCUAAACCCCUUUUAACUCCUCAAAUUCCUUUUCGUUAACAACGAUUCUAGGGUUUCCCCUGUACUUACGAAUGGCUUAGCUUCCUGAGUGUACUCCACCUUAAUCUACGCUGAAUGUUUGUUGGGAGUUUAUUGGGCAUUUCACACCGGAAGCUAAAUCAUGGUGUGGAAUCUGAGGAUCACAGAUUCAAAAUGGGCCUAAAUUAGAUUAUGGAUCUGAUUGAGUUCUGACAGUUGUGUUGGAAGCCACCGCGAACGAUUAACUAGAGGUCGCAUAAUUGUAUAUCUAUUUAAAGGGACAAAUAGAAGAAUAAUUAUUGCCUAGGCUUUGAUAAGGAAGUUGUUUGUUUGAUAAUGGAUUUCUUCAAAGUGAAGAAGUUCAGAAAGGCCCAUAAACCGGAACUAGAGACUGAUGCAGAGGAUAAGCCUGUUCCACUACCAGGAGAGCAAAUGAAUGAGAAUGGUAAUGUGGGGAAAUCAGCUUAUGUUGAUACCACUAAUGCGGAACCAGAAGACGAUGAUGAUGACUUCAUCACCAACGAGGUAAAGAGGAGGUUGAAGGAACUGAGGAGAAACAGUUUUAUGGUAUUGAUUCCUGAGGAGUCAGCCCCAGAAGAUGAAGAAGCAGAUGAUGAAGAAGAACAGACUAACAUGAAUCCUGGUGAUUGGAGGGACGUUGAAGCAGAAGGACGACAGUUUUGGUCUGGGUUCGAUGCUGUCUAUGAUAAAUACUCGGAACAAAUGCUGUUUUAUGACCGCCUGCAUGCUCAGCAGCUGCGAGAAUUUGGUUCUCAUAUUCCAACUACCUCUUCUCCAAGAUCUGCAUCUAAAAAGCUUGUCUCCCCCUUUCGGUGCCUAUCCUUGAAGAAAAUGGAUGAAUCUCAAGAUGAAACUGAGCACUUGCACCAGCCUGUGGCUGAGCUUUAUCAAGAUCUUGAAACCGCUUAUGUAGCUCAGUUGUGCUUGACCUGGGAAGUUCUUCACUGUCAACACACGCAAUUGAGUCAGAAAAUCUCUUGCCAACCUGAGAGUGCAAUUUCCUACAAUCACAGCGCUCAACAAUUUCAGCAGUUCUUGGUCUUGUUACAACGGUUUAUUGAAAAUGAACCUUUUGAACCUGGUAUGAGGCCUGAAAUUUAUGCUCGCACGAGAAAAGCAUUGCCAAUGCUACUUCAGGUUCCUAAAGUCCAAGGUUCUGAUCAACAGAAAUUGGAAGAUGAUGCGUUGCCAGUUCUUGCUCUAGAUCUACUUAAAGUGAUUGAAAGCUCAAUCCUCACUUUUCGUUUAUUUGUGAAGAUGGACAAGAAGUCUGGCAGUGUCCGCAAUCUUUUCGGAAGCCAGAACCAGAUGUCAACGCCCCUUCAUCAGAUUCAAUGUUCUCUUGAAAAGAAAAAGGUGAAACUGAAGGAACUAAGGAAGAGAAAGAAAAACUUGAAGAAGAAAUCAUGGCCUACCGUGCCAGGGGAUGUGGACUUGCUGCUUGGUCUAAUUGAUGUUAAAGUCAUGAAUAGGGUCCUAAGAAUGGAAAGAAUUAGUAAGGAGCAGCUAUUCUGGUGUGAAGAAAAAAUGAAGAAGCUAGAUAUAAAUGGCGGCAAGCUGCAGAGAGACCCCUCUAUUAUCUUAUUUCCUUGUUAGCAGGCGAUCAGGAACACCCUCGAAUUGCUAGAGAAACCAUUGUCCUCUUUUUUCCCUCUGUAUUGGCUGUAUAAUAGGGUGGACAUUCUUCAUCAACUGCUUAGUGAUGGUUUUCUAGUUGAACAGACAUUAAGCAAUGCAUUCCACGUGGUUUAAUAAGCCUCA
Messenger RNA from Nicotiana tabacum (common tobacco), 2105 nucleotides. RefSeq lists its product as uncharacterized. The record is from RefSeq and is a predicted model, not a curated record. NCBI's taxonomy places the organism in Eukaryota, Viridiplantae, Streptophyta, Magnoliopsida, Solanales, Solanaceae.